AAGAAACAUAGUCGGUUAUCAGGAAAAAAAAAAGUUGUAUAAAUAAAAUCAGUACUGGUGGUUUAAAACGCCCAACAACAACAAAAUUCUCCAAACAAACUGGAAAACCAAAAAUACGAAAGAGGAGAAGAAAACGGAAGAGUAGAUAAACAGAAUAGAGAUGUUAGGCACCUCACCGAUAUUGCCUCUUCCGGCGCCCCCGUUGGAUGGGAAUCUGGGACCAACACCUCCAGCUCAGGUGUUAGAGGAACCAAAGGAUGAUAAGAUGGAAGAGAAUGAAGAGGAAAACAAUAAAGCUGACAAUGUUUCAACAUCUGUUGCAACACAUACAAGAACUAUUGGUAUAAUUUACCCCCCUCCGGAUAUUAGGAGUAUUGUUGACAAGACUUCACAGUUUGUGGCGAAGAAUGGUCCAGAAUUUGAGAAGAGGAUUGUUCAAAGUAAUGCUGGCAAUGCAAAAUUCAACUUUCUGAAUGCUUCUGAUCCUUACCAUGCCUAUUAUCAGCACCGUCUGGCUGAAGCUCGCUCACAGAAUCAGGCUUCUGGAGAGCUGCCUACUCAUCCAGAAGACAAAGAAGCAGCCCCUGCUCCUCCUAUUGCUGAUGCUGCUGAGGCAACUGCAAAACCUGAUCUGUCAGCUCAAUUUAGACCUGUCAUAAAGGUUCUUGAGCCACCUGAGGCAGAGCAGUAUACCGUUAGACUCCCUGAAGGGAUCACAGGUGAAGAACUGGAUAUCAUUAAGCUUACAUCACAAUUUGUGGCCAGAAAUGGGAAGUCUUUCUUAACUGGGUUGACAAGCAGAGAGAUAAAUAAUCCCCAAUUUCAUUUUCUAAAGCCUACUCACAGUAUGUUCAUGUUUUUCACUUCACUUGCGGAUGCAUAUUCAAAAGUUCUGAUGCCUCCUAAAGGUUUGAUGGAUAAGCUGCAGAAGAGUGCUGCUGACAUGACAACAGUCCUAGAGCGAUGUCUUCGUCGGUUGGAAUGGGAAAGAUCACAGGAGCAGGCUAGACAGAAAGCUGAAGAUGAGAUUGAACAGGAGAGGUUGCAAAUGGCUAUGAUUGAUUGGCAUGAUUUUGUUGUUGUUGAGACGAUAGAUUUUUCUGAUGAUGAGGAUCAGGAUUUACCUCCACCUAUGACUCUUGAGGAGGUUAUAAGGAGGAGCAAGAUGCCUAUGUUGGAGGAAGAGGACUAUGUUGAGCCUGGAAAGGAGGUGGAAAUGGAGAUGGAUGAAGAAGAGGUGCAGCUAGUUGAAGAAGGUAUGCGAGCUGCGAAUCUUGAAGAGAAUGGGGGUAUCAAGAGUGCUGAAACCAUGGCAAUUCCAGAAGAAAAGGAUCCACCAAUGCGGAUUGUGAAGAACUGGAAGAGGCCUGAAGAGAGGAUCCCGGCAGAAAGGGACACAACUAAGUAUGUUGUCUCUCCUAUUACUGGUGAACUAAUACCUAUUAAUGAGAUGUCUGAACAUAUGAGAAUCUCUCUCAUUGAUCCGAAGUACAAGGAACAGAAGGACAGGAUGUUUGCGAAGAUUAAGGGAACAACUCUUGCACAGGAUGAUGAGAUUUCUAGGAACAUUGUUGGGCUUGCCCGAACCCGUCCAGAUAUAUUUGGUACAACGGAAGAAGAAGUUUCAAAUGCGGUCAAGGCUGAGAUUGAAAAAAGGAUGGAAGAGUCGAAGCAGGUCAUAUGGGAUGGUCACACAGGUAGCAUUGGCCGCACUGCAAGCCAUGUAAUGUCUCAGAACAACACGGAUGAUCAGAAUGACACUGCAAAUGAUGCAAGAAACCUUCCUGGUCCGCAGGCUCCUCCACCUCUCAGACCCGGUCUUCCAUCUGUUAGGCCACUACCUCCACCUCCUGGGCUUGUGCUGAAUAUUCCUAGGCCUCCUAAUACAGUGCAGUACUCCACUCCCACCAGUGCUGGGGUUGCUGCUCCGUCUCCACCUCGACCUGCUAUGGUUAACAUGAUUCCUCAGGCUCGGCCCCCACCUCCUCCCAUGCCACAAAUGCCAGGUCAGCAAAACCUCAUGGUGAAUCAUCCCCCAAUGCCUCCAUCAAUGGCUAUGAAUUCGCAUAGCCUUCCGAUUCCACCACCUCCUGGAUCACAGUUUGCAUCUUUGGGAGCACCUCGACCCUUUGUUCCUCAUCCCAUGUCCCAGCCCGGAAUGUCUAUGGUUCCGCCUCCUCCUAUGCCCCAAGGAAUGCCACCACCUCCUCCACCCGAGGAAGCCCCUCCUCUCCCGGAAGAGCCAGAGCCAAAGAGGCAAAAGCUUGAUGAGUCUAUUCUCAUUCCCGAAGACCAGUUUUUGGAUCAGCACUCGGGACCUGCAAGGAUCAAUGUAUCUGUGCCUAAUACUGAUGAAGGGAAUCUCAAAGGACAAGUUCUGGGAAUCACAGUGCAAUCUCUGUCUGAAACCAUUGCCAGUCUGAAAGAGAAGAUUUCCGGGGAGAUCCAGCUUCCUGCAAAUAAACAAAAGCUGAGUGGAAAGGCUGGUUUUCUCAAGGACAACUUGUCUCUUGCAUACUAUAAUAUUGCUUUUGGAGAAACACUCAGUCUCUCUCUGAGAGAACGUGGUGGGAGAAAGAGAUGAUGGGAAGUUAUGUGGCAUGGCCUUAAAGGUUCUAUUUCUGGUGGGAGACGCUUGCCCCAAGCAUACCUGCCUCUUGUGUGGUGCAUUUUUGGGGUACUUGAGCCCCUUUGUUCAAGUCAUAUGUCGCUUCAUUCUUUUCAUUUGUUUUGGUGGAGUUUGCUGUAUGGAGAAAGUGGCUAAGGUUUCUCUGAUGCCUUUAUUUUAUCAACACAGUUUUACCCCUGUUAGGGGCUGUGAUGUAUGCUGUAGGUCCGUUCUGUUGUGAGGUUCCAUCUCAAUAGAAAAGCAGUUGCCCUGGCUUUCAAAGGAGGUUGCAGAUUGAUGAUUAACACAUGCUUAAUAUGUCUUUUGCACUUCCUCUAAACGAAGUAGGUUUUUCAUGGUGAGACGAUGGUUCAGAGGAGUUUGUUGGGGUUUAGCUGAAUGAGAUAAUCGCCUCGGUGGUAUUUCAGACUUUAGUUUCCUAUGCAGGUCUCAUGUCUUUUUGAAAAAUUGGAGGCUUCAUUUGGUACAGGAAAGAGGGUUGGAUAUGCCACUUUGUGCUUGAGUCUGAUCUCUGCCUCCAACUAGUUGAUUAUGUAUGAUUGAUUGGAAGAGUCAAGAUUUUAGAGAUAGAAGAGGAAAUAUGGGUGUAGUUGAAAAACAGACUGAUUGAUUCUGCUAGUUUCAAAACUGAAGUCCAUAAUAGUGAAUGUGUAAUUUAUUUUGGAUGAUCUGGCACAACCCUCGUAGUUGGUUCUUACUUGGACAGAUUCAUUUCAUUUUUCUGAGGGAAACAUGGGAAGUUUGAAUGUUGAGUUUAUGUUCAAAUAUAGCAUAUAUAGUUUUAAGGAUUUUCCUAUCUAUUGGGGAAGGUGGGGACUUCACCAAAAAAGUGGGAGUUCAGGUAGCAUACCGAUGUGCUAGUAAGAUUUUCCUCUUCAUUCAUUCCUAUUUUCACGUGUGACUAAAAGAAAAUAAGUCUGAUAAUCAAUCAACUCGUUGAAGUUGGUGAAUACGUAUUUCACUUCGGUGAAUCCAAAAUGUAAUGGGUUUUGAGUUCCAAUAAAGCAAGGCUACCAUAAGUUAUUUA
This is a messenger RNA of Capsicum annuum, 3656 nucleotides long. RefSeq names its product probable splicing factor 3A subunit 1. Gene Ontology annotation, biological process: regulation of alternative mRNA splicing, via spliceosome; mRNA cis splicing, via spliceosome. Gene Ontology annotation, cellular component: U2-type prespliceosome; catalytic step 2 spliceosome; U2 snRNP. Gene Ontology annotation, molecular function: protein binding; RNA binding. The record is from RefSeq and is a predicted model, not a curated record. The transcript is spliced from 6 exons. Bases 161 to 2584 code for a protein of 807 amino acids. NCBI's taxonomy places the organism in Eukaryota, Viridiplantae, Streptophyta, Magnoliopsida, Solanales, Solanaceae.